AUGGAGAUGGCAGCACAAGCCCCCACUGCCAGCGAGUCGCUGGAGCAGCUGCUGGCUCUGUACAGAUUUACAGAGAAGGAGUCCUGUCAUCGGGCUGCCAGCCUGCCUCACUCAGUCCUACACAAGUGUCCUGUUGAGCUGUGUGUGACUCUCGAUGUCCUGCAGGGCUUUGUUCCUCAGGAGGACGGGGGGCUCUCCGUCACUUCCAACGCCUCGGACCAGCACAACCCUCCACAUGGUGAUGUGAAAGGAAUAUUUGAGGAUGAGGACUCUGAUGAAGAGUCUGAUGAUGAUUCUAUUCCCUCCAAUGAAGAACAUAAGGCAAUUAUGGUUGGCUCAAUGUAUCAGGCAAAAAUCCCUCCACUCUGUCCAAAUGCCUGUGCGGAUAGAGAGUUUAAGUGUCAAGACCAGUUGCUUUGGAGUCCUGGUAAUCUGCCCGUGAAAGAAGUGGAGGAGUUUUUGUUAAAAAUUAAAAAACAACAGAGCCAACAGGAGAUGGAUGCCUUCAGUGGCAGUCUGCGGGACAAUGAACAGGCACUGUAUGAACUAGUGAAAUGUAACUUCAAUGCAGAAGAGGCACUGAGACGAUUUCACUUUAAUGUGAAAGUUAUAAAUGAAGAGUUCUGUGGCUGGAGUGAAGAGGAGUGCAGAAACUUUGAGCACGGCUACCGCGCCUAUGGGAAAAACUUUCAUCUCAUCCAGGCCAAUAAAGUUCGCACACGUUCUGUAGGAGAGUGUGUUCAUUAUUACUACAUGUGGAAGAAGUCUGACCGCCAUGAGUAUUUUACACAGCAGUCUACUCGACUAAGUCGCAAGAAGUACAGUCUUCAGAUCAUGGAGGAUGGAGACCACGAUGGGGAGGGGGUGGACCAGGAGAGCAGGAGCAACGCGCCGGGACAAACACGAGGAGGGGAGGCGGCCACGGCGCAGAAGAACUCCUCGCUUUCUUUUAAAGCCAUGAAAUGGUCCACACAGGCCACUGAAAGCAGGCUGGGCCUGCAGAUGGUGACCUGA
This is a messenger RNA of Knipowitschia caucasica, 1014 nucleotides long. The record is from the annotation of a GenBank genome assembly. Lineage: Eukaryota; Metazoa; Chordata; Actinopteri; Gobiiformes; Gobiidae.